Coturnix japonica (Japanese quail) is the source of this 6580-nucleotide messenger RNA. The record is from RefSeq and is a predicted model, not a curated record. Lineage: Eukaryota; Metazoa; Chordata; Aves; Galliformes; Phasianidae.
UCUAAGGUUCUCGACAAGUUAUUGCAGGUAGAAGAAUUGCAAUGAACCCAGUCAGCCCCAUGACGUGGGGACCCGCAGCUCCCCGAGCUGUGUUCGGACUUUGCCUUUUGCAGACAAAAAUUCCCAGUUUUGGGGAGGUAUGGGCGUGGAGGAGAGGAUUGUGCAAAGCCCAGCAGCAGCCCUGGCAUCAAAUGCCCUCAAUAAAUACAGUGUGAGUGUCCUAAUCAACAACUCUCAGCGGAGCGCAGGAGGGCAGGCUCCACCAGCAUGGCUGCCCUCGUGCCCCUGCUCACCUGUGGGCUCUGUGCUGUGCUUCUCAUCGCUGCACUCCUCUGUGUUGUAAAAGCUUUUAAACGAUCAGCUUUAAAUUUGCCUCCUGGUCCGUUUCCUCUCCCCAUCAUUGGCAACCUGCACCUGCUGGACAUCAGGAGGCAGGACAGGUCUCUGAUGAAGAUUUCAGAGAAAUAUGGUCCCGUGUUCACCGUCCACCUGGGGAUGCAGCAGACGGUGGUGCUGAGUGGCUACGAGGCAGUGAAGGAUGCGCUUCUGAACACGGCGGAUGUGUUUGCAGACAGACCUGCUAUCCCCAUCUUCCAUCACAUCCAGCAUGGAAAUGGUGUGUUCUUCUCCUCCCAAGAGCUCUGGAAGACAACACGGAGAUUCACUGUGGCAGUUAUGCGGGAUUUGGGCAUGGGGAAGCGGCUUGCAGAAGAAAGGAUGCUCGAGGAGCUUCGGUUUCUCACUGAGCUGAUCAAAUCCUUCCAAGGUGGGCCAUUCCGACUUCGGCUUUUGAAUGCAGCCCCCACCAACAUCACCUUUGCUAUCCUCUUUGGGAGAAGGUUUGACUACGGAGACCCAACGUUUGUCACUCUGCUACGACUCAUCGAUGAAGUUAUGCUCCUUCUUGGCUCCCCAUUCCUGCAUCUAUUUAAUUUCUACCCGUUCCUUGGAUUUCUUCUUAAACCUCACAAGUUGAUCCUGAAGAAAGUGGACGAGGUGUGUGUGAUCCUAAAGAAACACAUCCAGGAGAGCAAAGCAAAUAUUAAUGGAAACAACCUGACGAGCUACAUUGACGCACUGGUCUUCAAACAAGAGGAGGAUAAUAAAAGCAAUACCCUUUUUCAUGAUGCAAAUGUUUUGGCCUCUGCACUGGACUUGCUCAUGGCUGGCACUGAAACAACAUCCACCACCCUGCAGUGGGCCGUCCUGCUGAUGAUGAAGUAUCCUGAGAUUCAAAAAAAGGUGCAUGCAGAGAUUGAGCGCGUUCUUGGCCCUGACUGCCUGCCUACCUUCGAGGACAGGAAAAACAUGCCCUUCACCAACGCAGUCAUCCAUGAGGUGCAGAGAUUUGUCACCCUUCUGCCACACGUUCCGCGGUGCACCUCUGCUGACACUCACUUUAAAGGCUAUUUCAUACCCAAGGGAACAACAGUGAUUCCUCUGCUCUCCUCGGUGCUGUUGGAUAAAACACAGUGGGAGACGCCGGAUGAAUUCAACCCCAAUCACUUCCUUGAUGCAGAUGGAAACUUUGUAAAGAAGAAAGCGUUCCUGCCCUUCUCCACAGGGCGGAGAAGCUGCAUUGGAGAAAGCCUUGCCACGGUGGAGCUCUUCAUCUUCUUCACAGGCUUGAUCCAGAAGUUCACCUUUAAGCCUCCACCUGGAGUGAAGGAAUCAGAGCUGAAUAUGAAAGCAGAGGCUGGGUUCACCAUGAGGCCAUACCCGCAGUGUACCUGUGCUGUGCUGCGCCGUGAACCUGAGCCUCAUAGAGCAGAACAACCCAUGUAGCUGUUCACUGCGGAGCGCAGCAGAUGCACACAGGAGAAACCAGGUGUCACUAUGCAGUAUUUAGCAGUAAUGCAUUCUUACUCAAAGCCUUUCAAGUACUGGCUCUGUGCUUAAAAUGUGUUGAGCAAAUGGUUUUGUAUGAAGCAGAGGAGAGCUGUGGCUGAGGCGAGCUGGGAGUAGCACCCAACACAUGAUGGGGGGUGACAGAACCAUCACUACUUCACUCAUUAAAUGCACAGUGUAAGGAAACGUUCCUAGUUCUCAGCUUCUGAGAGAAUGUUUCUCAUCGUCGGGUUGUUUCUUCAUUUGGAGAGCGACGUUAGACAAAGAUUGUCUCAUUCUCACAUUGCUGCUCUUCUCCCAUUCCUCACUGUACCUGUUGUGAUGAACUCCUCCCAGGUACCUGCACCAUGUCCAGUGGGAGCCCUUCCUACGCUUUCCAGUCUUCUGAUUUUCAACCCAGAUACCAAGCCGUGACUUUUUAUGUUCCCUGUGCGCUGAGUGAUCUCAUCACACACCUUCACCACUGAUGACAGCAGGACUCUCGUUUCCAGCAGCUCACUUUUCCCUUGGUCUGAAAUGCAGAGUAGGGGCCAGAAGGAUUAGACAGGACUGCAAUGGAGGGUGGGCUGAGCCAAUGCCCUACAAAGAGUUUGCACAGGUGAACCCCAUGGAAAGGGGCUGUCUGCUGUAGGAUGGGACGAAGGCAACCCCUGUUCCCUGAAUACCACCUGAUUCUCCCAGGUUAAUGGUAAAUAAAUAGUGCACAUCUCUUUGCUCCCAACCUCGCUCCCAGGUGAGUGCAGUUGGACUGGGGUUCAUAGAGUUGCAGGGUGUUCACCAUAUGGAGCCCUGGUUGUGGCUGGCAGGGCGUUCUGGCCCAGUGGGGACUGCAGGGCUGGCAGUGACUCGGAGGGAUCGUGGUGCCAUCUCGUGGCCAAAGGGGAAUAGAGAUGAUGUUCUGCUCGGUGUUUGUUGCUCUGGACAGUGUGCAAAGGGGCUGCAAAUAGAGGGCUGGUGCUCAUUGCACAAGUUGCUGCUAUUCUGGCACCUGGCCAUCAUCCCUUGGACAACAGAGCCCAUGGCAAGGACCAGGUCUGAGGUUCUACCAUGAAUGAGUGCAGAUCUGGACUCCAUUUGCAACAUCUGUCUUCUGAGUUUCCCUUACUUCCAGAGGAGCAGGGGCAGGAACAAGCCAAACCUCUCAGAAGCCAAAGGCAAACAUUUUGAUUUCAGCAAGGCCAAGCUUUCCAUCCCUGAGUUGAUGCGUUGCUUUUUCUGUCUGUCCCCCUAGUGAAGACCCCAUCCCCAAGAGAUACACCGUCAGCAAGUGAUGCUUUGGGAGGGCAAGAGAGACCCAAGGCAUCAGGCAUGGGGACGUCAGGGAAGUUGUGGAGGGAACUUUUCCCUCUGCCUAUUAAAGCAAAAGCUGAAGGUUAAGCAAGGAAAAAAGUGGAAAGCCAAGAGUGUCCUCAGUAACCAUAGCUGAGCACCAAGGGAAAUCUUUUUGCCCUGGAGAAAGCACUGCUGAUAUGGAGGCCCUCAGGCUGAGCUGUUUGUAGGAUCAGGGCAUGGGGUACCUCUCAGCCAUGGGGUACGAGCUGAACCAAAUGUGUUGCUGUCAGUCUGGGCUCAGGUUCAGCUCCAUUCUUUUCUGUAAAAUACCAAGUUUGGUGGCAGAAACAUCUGAUGUAAUGAAAACGUGGGAGGAUUGAAAUUUUAUUGGGUUCCCGUGAAGGGAGAGACAUAAACAAUGUGAUAAAGUACAUGAUAAGCUAAUGCAUAUGGAGAAUAGAGAUUCAAAGACAGCUAUUUGGAUGGAAAAUAUCCUGAGCUAUACAUCAACUGGAUUGAGAUUGCAGUAUAUGAUGGCUGAUAAGAGUGCUACGGACUGGGGCAGCAGACAGAGCAAAAGAAAACAAUGACAACCAGAUCUGAUCCCAGUUCUCCUUGCAUGUGUGUUUGCCUGCAUGCAAGGCUCCACUUGCAAAGAAAUUGCAUGGUUGGUUCCAAUGGGCAGACUGUUCCAAACUGCACUGAUUGCCCAGGAGAUCCUGAGAGAGGGAAUGUAUUUGCUCCUAUUUUAACCAGGUCAGAAAAGACAGAUAUCCAUAAAACUAGAAAUGAGUCACUUUAUUUUCCUGCAUCAUUAGACUUUUAUGGUCACUUGCUGGUAUGAAUGUAAACUGCAAACUUAUAAAUGUAGAUCUUCUUCCAUUCAGACUGUGGAGCAGCAUUGAAUGUGGUGGCAGCAACUCUUGGCUAUCUAGACAGGUUUGCAGACUUUAAGGUGUCUUUCAGGACUGUGUUUCAGGGAGGAAGAACUUCAUCCCCACAGCCCAUGGAUGGGUUGUUUUGAACUCUCAGUGCUUGACUUGGCUGCCUGCCCCAGUGGGAUUUUGCUGGAAGCUCUGGCUGAUUAGAAAGCUUGGCUCAGGAAGCACCUACAGCGUAUUUCUGCAGCUCCCAGUGAAGGUUGGUGUGUCUUGACUGGGAAUUUUGGGCAGAUUUCUGCAGUGUUGUGAGCCUCACUUCUUUGGUAUUGAAGUGUGAAUGUCACACCUACAUCUCAUGGGCACGCACCCCAUGGUCCUUCAGCUGCUCCGUGUCCCUCUCUGGGAGGGUCACCAGGAUUGUGCUUUCUCAUUGAUUACCUUCACCCUCCACAGCAUGGGAGCAAAGAGCGGGUCAGUGACCUAUGGGGAGAUGUAGGGGUGGGAGUGGACGGAGACAGUGGGAGGGAAAGAUGACAGAGUGUGGCAUGUUGGGAUGGGGUGAAGAGCCCCAGCAUAGCUAAGAUGGGCCUUGGCAGUGUCCCUGCCUGGCUGACCCGCUGCAGGCCCUGGCUACUCAUGCAGGAUGGCACAGGUCGCCUGAGGCCGAGGCCUUAAUGUAAAAGUCGUUUCGGGGACGGUCAGGUCCAAGUCAGCCUCUGAAACUCCUGGCUGAGGUUGGAAAGUGAACGUCUGCAGCAGCCCUACGAAGAAGACAAACAGCUCCAUCUUGGCGAGGCUUUCUCCGAUGCAGUUCCUUCGCCCUGCGGGUGACAGCAGCGUGCUUACUUGAUGGAAGUACAAGAUGGAGAAGUCCUGUCCACAGUGGGUUUACCUAAAUGUCUCACUCCAACUCUAAAUGUUGCCCUACCACCCCUCCUUCCCACCCCCACUGCAGGGCUGUCCUUCCUAGAAAGGUCCUUUCCCCAUCUGGAUCUUUGGGAACCAACCCUUGAGCUCAUCAUCCAAAUGAGAGGCAGUAAUUAGCCACGAGGUCCCCUCAGUGUGGCCGAGGCCUUUUGGUACCUGUGGAGAAGGGCAGGAAAGCCUCCCUCUUGACAAAAUUCCCUUCAGCAUCGAGGAAGUGGUUGGGGUUGAACUGGUGCGGUGUCUCCCACUGCGUCUUAUCCAACAGCACUGAGGUGAGCGAUGGGAUGACAAUUAUCCCCUGGGAGAAGACACAAGAAAUAGCAAAGCCCAAGGUGCAGCACCAAGGGUACUGGGUGAAGGGUGUGGGGAAGGGGCUGGAGGUGAGAAGGAGCUCCAUGGAGAAGUCCUUUCCACAGUGAGUUUAGCAAAACAUCUCACUCCAGCUCUAAAUGUUGCUUUGCCAGUAAAAAUCUUGGCUGAGCAGGAAGGCAGGCCUCGAUGCUCCGUUCUCUUUAUUUUGUGGUACGGAUUUGUUGUUGUGGGAGAUCUGCUCUUAGUGGGGCAGGGGGAGACCCUGAGGAUUUUAUCCCCUCCACCAACAGGGAGGGGUCAGGGAGAUUUUCCCAUCUGUGCCAAGGGCUGGAGCCAAAUGCCACGUUGGCACCGUGAGGACCUUGGGAAGAGGGUCAGAUCCUGCACAUUACAUGGCAAAUACUUCACUGGGCAAAUGGCAUCAGAGUUAAACCACGGUCACUCUUGGAGUGUGGAAAUGCUGAGCAUGAGGGUCUGAAUUGAGUUCCAUAGUACUCUCUGGGCUCAGCAGUCGCUGGAAAGGAAGGAACUCUUCUGGGGUAAUUCUGGACAUCUAUUUUGUGCUUCUGUCCUACAGCUCCCUCCAAAGGAGCUGGUCUGUAGUGCUACUGGCAACAAGAGGAGCACGGUGUGCCGCUGGGCUGGGCCAUACCCACCUUGGGAAGGAAGUAUCCCCUGAAGUGGGUGUCCACAGCGGUGCAGCGCGGAACGUGGGGCAGGAGGGUGAUGAACCUCUGCACUUCGUGGAUCACCGCGUUAGUGAAUGGCAUGUUCUUGCGGUCCUCGUACGUGGCCCAGCUUCCAGCUUUGACAGUUCUUCCAAUCUCCUCCUGCACCUUUUCUGGAAGGAACAAAGAAUGGCGAUGUAUCCCAGCGAGGAAAACAACUCCCCCCUUCAGACCUGAUUUUGGUUAAAAAAAAAUGUGUUUUUCCAGCAUCUGGAGGAAGAGGAGUCUUAAAACAGCAGGAGCUCACUUUGGAUCUCUGGGUAUUUCAUCAUCAGCAGGAUGGCCCACUGCAGCGUGGUGGCUGUGGUCUCUGUGCCCGCCAUGACCAGGAAGCUGCACUGAACCUUCCUCCACAGUGAUGGGAAGAAGACUAAUGUCUCACAUUGGCCCAGAUCCAGUGGGAAAGAAGAAAAGACUCAGAGCACAAAUACUUUGUGUGGAAUGAAACCAACUGAUGUGUGAAAUUGCAGUCUCUACUAAAGUAAGAUGCAGGGCUGGGCUCGCAAAUGUACCAACCAUUCAUCAUUCCAGUUCUUUAAGUGUAUCGUUCAUCUUGGAGCAAUAGUAUCAGUGAUUAAUUGAUUUGGUGUCAUAAAAAGAAAAGCACAGUCA